Linum trigynum is the source of this 279-nucleotide messenger RNA. Lineage: Eukaryota; Viridiplantae; Streptophyta; Magnoliopsida; Malpighiales; Linaceae. The record is from the annotation of a GenBank genome assembly.
AUGCUCAAGUACGCAUUCGACACCACCAUCGCUUGGUUCCUCGCCACCGCCGUCUACAUCUCCCCCGCCGAGGACGAGGUGGCGCGCCACAUCAGCUCGAAAACCCCGCUCGAGGCCCUCUCUGUAUUUGCUCCUCGUCGGUGUCCCCGCCGCUGCCGCCGACGUUUGUUGAUGUGCGCCGGUAGCGGUGCUUGUUUUUGGUCGGGAGCUGGAGGGACUAUCAAUAGCAUUAAUGUUGUUAUUUCCUACCAAAUCGUGAGUCGCCCCCGUCGGACCUAA